GGCGCUUGCGUACCGAGACUCUCUCGCGCGGGAGAGAACGAACGUACAAACAAUGGUGUUGAUAGUGACAGCUGUUUUAAUGUCACUACUUUGGAAACAUCUACGGAAUUAACCAUUAACCAUACCAUUCAGGAAGCCAGAUUGCAAGUAAAGGUGAUAUUGAAUCCCAGCUGACAGUAUGGCGGACAAUUUCAGCCAGUCCCUCACCCCACCAGUGUCCCCCUUUGCGUCAGACAAUCCGUGUGAGCUUACUUCUGCCCAUCCACCUUAUUUUUGCUGCUCUGAAACAAGAGAUGACUCUGGUGGACAGCUGUCUCCUGAAGGAUACACUGCUAGAGGCUCACUAAAGCGUCUACUGUUGCAUCUUGACCCAGCCCCUACAGAGUAUGAGACAGACACAGUGGAGAUUUUUGGCUUCCCUUGGGUAACAGAGACAGCCCUAGUGGACUCCACCAAGGUUCUUUUUGGUCUUUUCAGGCAGAAGGUCUACAGACUCGAGACCAUGGUGCAGUCCGGUUCAAAUGACUUUGGUCAAGCUGCUAACCUCCAUUAUGAAGCGGAAGACCUCAGACAACAAUGUGUUUCAUUUCUUCAGUAUGUCAAAGUCUUCGUGUACAGACACCUUGAACCUUGCAGCUCAUUGGAUUCAUCUCAGUCUCACCCUUAUGAGAAACUUGAAGUUCAGUUCCCCUCUGCUCUUGUGGAAGAGUUGUUUAGCGUCACACUCCUCACAGGACGACUCAAAGACCUGCCUGCCAACGUCCACAGCGCCUUUAAUAUACGGAACCAAGGAAAGAUCUUUCCUCCCUCAUGGCAUCUGUUGCACCUUCAUCUUGACAUCCACUGGUCAGUCUUGGAGAUUCUUUAUCUACUUGGUUUCAAGAUGCAGGGUCAGGUAGUGUACGCCCACCAGUUUGUGAACUUGACAGGAGAGAACCUGACUGAGGCCAGUCUCUUUGAAGAACACCUCAGCAGUUUGUUGUGUGAUCUCACUGCUCUUGCCAUGAACAAAUACAGCAAGGUGAGACCCACAGAGGCACUGAGCAGCCAUCACUACCUCUGCUCCUGCACCAAAGAACUUUGGGUUCUGCUCAUGCACCUAGUGGAGCAUAGAAACAAAGUUCUACACACCGAGUCUUUUUGGAGCUACAUGAACAUGUUGCUGAAACCUCUGGUCACCAACAAACCUCCAUCAGAACAAGUCACUGACCUCCCCACUCACUGUAAAGAUCCUGUGGGAUUCACAUGGUGGAUGGUCACCCAUUUAGCCAUGAUAGGCCAGUACAGUCAUAAUGGCAUGAUACAGAACGGGCAGAAACAACUUGGCGACAACUGGGCCUUUGUGCAAGGGUUGCUUAGGGUGACCUGUCGUCCUGAGCCGGGCCUAGCAGAGGAGCAGGUCAGAAUGCAUGUCUACUGCUGCCUCACUCUCUGUCUGCUGUGGGAGCCGAGCACCAGCGCCGUCUCCAUUCUGUGGGACUACUACAGCAAGAAUCUGAAUGGCUCCUUCACUGUCCCCUGGCUUGGGAUGGCAGGUCUGGGGACUGUGUGCAAGACACCACUGGCUCUGUUAGAGCAGGCCCGCAGCUGCUGCUCCCCCCCUACGCUCUACUCCCCAGGACACACCCAGCUGUACCGCUCAGCCAACUCCUUCCACAUCUUCCUUCAAGUGUUGGCCCUGUGCCUUGGCCAGGACAGGGCUGGUGGAGCCCCACAGAGACAGAUCAAAGGAAGGAUUUACUCCAGGUUCUCCUCAAAGAAGAUGCAGGAGUUGACAGAGACCGGCCUCACAAACUUUCUGCUGCUGUUUCUGGUGGUGGCCAAACAGAUUGAGCUUGAAGAUGUUGCCAGCAGAGCCUGUGCACUGCUGGGCUGCCUUCCAUCCAACUGCCCUCCUGGUCGCCGUACACUUGUCUGGAGAGGACAGCUAUCACUGCUGUUGCUGUUCCAGGAGAGGGGUUUAGAUGUUGGUGCCCAGGCGAGCUGGCUGGCAAACUCCUUCAAUGAAACAUCCAAAGAGUUCUAUGACAAAACCACUGAAGUUUCUCGCAAAAUUGCCCUCUGGGGCACACUCAGUUCCUAUCUGGAUGGUGUGUCGGAGGUGUUUGAGAUGAGCUCCAACCUUAGCCUAUCAGAGGAGAAGCUGCUAAACGAUGGCUUUGCGUGGUUGCUACGAGCUUGCAGUCAGUCGGAGCUGAACUCUGCCCUCUGCUUCCUACAGGUGGUCCUCGCUCAGCUCAGACGUGUCCAUCAGCGCAGUGUCCAGCAAGCACCCACCUCUGCCUGGCUUCCUACCUCGACCAAUGUGGUGAAAGAGCGCCACCUAGCGGUAGCAGCAGCAUUGUGGACACACUUUUUUCCUUUCCUGCGCAGCUUGCUCCUGUCACAGACCCCUCCAGCACAGCUGGCAGAUGCUGCUGCAGGUUUCACUCUGCUUGCCUUUGAUUUGCCAAGCUCUGCUCCACAAGACCUACAGCCCAACCCAGUCCUGUCAACUAUGCAAUGUUUCGCCUGGGAUGACAUGGUUCACCCAUCUUUGGUGACUCGCUACCUCCCCCAUCUGCUUCAAAACAGUGAUCUGAUGUCGUCACUGUGCGGUGAUGCUGUUGUUGGGGUCUCAGGUUCGGCACAGAGCCUCUCCGUGAGAGCCUGGUUCAGAUGUGUUCUGCAGCAGUACCUUUACAAGAACGCAGAUGGGUCUGACAGCAGAACAGGCCGUGUUUUAGAAGAGCAGUUGUGUGAACUGACCCGGCUCAUACUCAGGCUUCCUGAAGUGGACUCUCUUCUGCAGAAAGCUGGACUUCAGUCCACAGGCACCAGGAUUGAGCCCACCUCAGCUCUGGAGAUGUUCAUCAAGGCGGUGGGCCGGGUGUACAGUGGACUUCAGGUGUUGUCUGAACGUUCCGCGAUGAUGUCCAGAGCUCUGGACUACAUCGGAGAUGUCAUGAAACACAUUAAACCCUCUCUGGUCAUCAAGAAUCCAGAUGGCCUGCAGCUGGCCUACUGGGCUGUAGGCUGCUUAGUGAAGCACUGGAGCCCCCUACUGGCCACAUCGAAAGCCCAGCAGUUACUGUUCCGUAUUGUGGAUGUGUUGUUGCUCCCUCACAACCUCACACAGCAGGAUAAAGCCCUCAGGGACAGCCUUCCUCUGUUCCUACAGGGUUUGUCAGUGGCUUCCAGAGUCUCUCAGUCCCAGGGUUUCUACCUGAAGCAGCAGCUCCGUUCUGUUACCCGCAGAUAUCUGGAUCAUUUCCUUCCUGCCUCUCCAUCCUUGGGUGUCAUAGUCAACCACCCGGUGCUUCUCAGUGCCUGUGAAGUGAGUUCAGUCACCCGAGGGGCAUCGUUGAGGAGAAUCAUUGUGGAGGUUCUCUGUGAAAACUUUCUGCAGUUUAAAGGACAUGCUCCUCCUCCUCGCCUUGCGUCAUCUCUGCUGUUCUUAGUAGAACUUCUGAGAAGAAGUACUGAAUCGGAGCCUGCACUUCUCACUCUGCCCCUCCCUAACCUGCUGCGCUGCUUGAUGCUGGUCAAUGACCCACAGGUGAGGAAGAUAAGCACAGAUGCUCUGCAGCUCAUAGUGGAGAGAUGUGCUGCUGCGUCUACAGAGGGACCAUGUGACCAGAUGAUCUCUGUCUUACGGUCAUUUGUGGAGGAGAAUGAAGGAGUGUAUGACAGGCAGGUAUACAGUGCCCUGGAGACUGUGGCUGUUUUAGAUCCAUCUGUGGUCCAGGCUCUUGUUCCCAACCUGUCUCUGAGCCUGAGAAAUACAGAACACAAGAGGGGACUGGGCAAGAACAUCGCCUUGAGGAAUGCAUAUCGGACACUGCUGUCCCUGCUGGGGGACAGUGGACAGGCAGAAAUAUCCAGUUUGGAAGCUGACUAAAAAUAAAGUUUUACAAAACCUGGUAACAUCCUA
Molecule: messenger RNA, 3913 nt
Organism: Cynoglossus semilaevis (tongue sole)
Lineage: Eukaryota; Metazoa; Chordata; Actinopteri; Pleuronectiformes; Cynoglossidae
Gene: mms22l
Product: MMS22-like, DNA repair protein
Exons: 26
Coding region: 179-3880 (1233 amino acids)
Biological process (GO): replication fork processing; double-strand break repair via homologous recombination
Cellular component (GO): nuclear replication fork
Source: RefSeq, a predicted model, not a curated record